UGUUAAAACAUGGAUGUGAUCCAUUUCUAAUCACUUGAAGAUUUUUCAGAUCACUAAACGCGCAUGUCAGGUGUAAACAGGUCCUACACAGGUCUAAUACUUGCGUUUUUACAAAAAAUGUGUGGCCCUGUCUACUGGUUUAAGUUCUAGUGAGGGCAGCUGUAAGAACCUUUAAGGGUUCUCUGUAGCACCCCGCACCCCCAUGUAAGGAAUGUGUGUAAAAGCAUUAACAUAUACUUACAAUUUGAUUUGCAGGGGACGCUGCCAUUGGAGAUGGUGUGAACCGACAUUUUAUAAGCUUGACCAUGAAUACCCUACAGCAUGGCUUUCAAUUGAAUUAUGGAAACACAGAUGUCAUGCUUCUCUUUGAGGGGCAGCCAGAUCACCUUGUGCCUUGCACAUCACAAAUUCUUCUAGAUAGUGAUCUUUUCCUUGUUGCUGGCCGAAUGGUGGGGCACUCAUUCCUGCAUGGUGGCCCUGCCCUCGCUGGAAUAAGCGAAGCAGUUGUUGAUGUGCUGUUUGGGGCCUCUCCAGAUAUGACCACCAUCACAGUUGAGGACUGUCCUGACCUUGAGCGUCGUCAAACUAUUCAGCUGUUGGAUGGUAACAAAGACCUAAGUGAGGAAGAAAAAGAUGCAGUCUGGAAAUUAGCAGACAUGUGGGAUCUCCCAGGGGUGACAUCUGACAACCGCAAAUGGCUCUUCAGCCGUCUUCUUCAACAUGCGGUCCUGGGAAGAACCGAUAAACAGAUUAAGCAGUUCAGACGAGGCCUGAAGGAGACCUGCAUUUGGCAGUUACUUACAGAAAGGAAGGAUGUAAUUCCUCUUAUGUUCCCCCGUGAGAGAGAUGUUGAAAUCAAACCUCAGAUGGUCCUUGACCAGAUAUUGUGGCCCCUGGAAACGACAAAUGAGGAUGAAGACUACCCAGUUGAAACGAGGUGCCGCAUAGCUGGAUAUCUUCGUGAGUUUAUUGCAACAGCAUCUCAAUCAUCACUCAGGGGCCUAGUCCAGUUUUGGACCGGGUGGGAGGUCCCAUCCUCUGACAUGCAAUUGGAGAUAGUGCAGGGAAGUCUCCCCAAGGCGUCUACGUGUUUCAAGUCCCUCCGCCUACCAGGACACUACACUAACUUUAAAGACUUCAGUCAAGAUCUAAAUGCAUGUGUAGCAACCUGUGAUACAGGCUUUGGCUUGGUUUAACCAAUUUUGAAGAUUUGAAGACUUGAUGUACGGCCUUGUUAAUUUUGCUAGUUGUCUGGUUGUUUGCUUUCAGAGCUAGUUCCACAUAGGAGAGCAGUGUAUUCUCCUGCCCUACAAUGUUUUAGCUGUUGCUUUUAAUAAUAGUUGUUCAAAUGAGCUGUUCAAAGGAACAUUGUUGCACUCAAAUAAAUACAGGGCCAACUUCAAAAAUUUAGAGUAGCUUUGAAAAGUUACUUUAUUUCAGUAAUGCGGUUCAAAAUGUGAAACUCAGAUAUAUGUAUUACACACAGAGUGAUCUAUUUUAAGUGUAUAUUUUUUAUUAUUGAUGAUUAUGGCUUACAGCCAAUGAAACCCAGUGUAUUAGAAAAUUAGAAUAUUAUAUUAGACCAAUUGGUACUUUCUGCAG
Molecule: messenger RNA, 1602 nt
Organism: Astyanax mexicanus (Mexican tetra)
Lineage: Eukaryota; Metazoa; Chordata; Actinopteri; Characiformes; Acestrorhamphidae
Product: G2/M phase-specific E3 ubiquitin-protein ligase-like
Exons: 6
Coding region: 306-1196 (296 amino acids)
Molecular function (GO): ubiquitin-protein transferase activity
Source: RefSeq, a predicted model, not a curated record